Gossypium raimondii (Peruvian cotton) is the source of this 1116-nucleotide messenger RNA. RefSeq names its product 40S ribosomal protein S4. Gene Ontology annotation, cellular component: cytosolic small ribosomal subunit; ribosome. Bases 159 to 947 code for a protein of 262 amino acids. Gene Ontology annotation, biological process: translation. The record is from RefSeq and is a predicted model, not a curated record. Lineage: Eukaryota; Viridiplantae; Streptophyta; Magnoliopsida; Malvales; Malvaceae. The transcript has 5 exons. Gene Ontology annotation, molecular function: RNA binding; structural constituent of ribosome.
UCUCAAACCCUAAAAUGCCCUCAUCAAAUUUAGACUAGUAUAGAUAGAUAGGCGUUAUUAGGGUUUUCGUUAGCCCCUCCCAUCAUCUUCUUCCACUUGAGUAGCCGGCUCUCGCAACAAAACCAGUCUUUGAGUUAACACAGCCGCAUUUCACCAGGAUGGCUAGAGGGUUGAAGAAACAUUUGAAGAGGCUCAAUGCCCCUAGGCAUUGGAUGCUUGACAAGCUUGGUGGUGCUUUUGCACCCAAGCCAUCAUCUGGUCCUCACAAGUCUAGGGAAUGCUUGCCAUUGAUCCUCAUUCUGCGAAACAGAUUGAAAUAUGCUCUGACCUAUAGAGAAGUCAUUGCUAUUCUCAUGCAGAGGCAUGUUAUGGUAGAUGGGAAGGUUAGAACUGAUAAGACCUACCCUGCUGGUUUCAUGGAUGUUGUUUCGAUUCCUAAAACAAACGAGGACUUCCGUCUUCUUUACGACACUAAAGGACGUUUCUGUCUCCAUGCUAUCACUGGCGAUGAAACCAAGUUUAAGCUUUGCAAGGUUCGAUCCGUCCAAUUUGGCCAGAAGGGCAUUCCAUACCUGAACACAUAUGACGGGCGUACUAUUCGCUACCCAGACCCCUUGAUCAAGGCAAAUGACACCAUUAAGCUGGACCUUGAGAGCAACAAGAUUGUCGAUUUCAUCAAGUUUGACGUUGGGAAUGUUGUCAUGGUCACCGGAGGAAGGAACAGAGGUCGUGUUGGAGUAAUUAAAAACAGGGAGAAGCAUAAGGGUAGCUUUGAGACCAUUCAUGUUCAAGAUGCUGCUGGGCACGAAUUUGCAACUCGUCUUGGUAAUGUCUUCACAAUUGGAAAAGGAACGAAGCCAUGGGUGUCGCUUCCCAAGCGCAAAGGUAUCAAGUUAUCCAUCAUCGAGGAAGCUCGGAAGAGGCUUGCAGCCCAAAAUGCAGCUUGAACUUUAACAUGAGAUAUCCAGAUACGUCUUGUUUUCACCUAAAGAGUAAAAUUUGGAGAACUAAUUUCUUCUUGCAGUUUAAAGUGUUUGUGUUGUGGGUGAUGUCAUAGACUUUUAUUUUAUAGAAUAUUUUGAUGUUUUCUUGAUUAUCAACCCUGCUUUUUUCAAA